Perca flavescens (yellow perch) is the source of this 1133-nucleotide messenger RNA. RefSeq names its product stonustoxin subunit beta-like. Gene Ontology annotation, molecular function: protein binding. The transcript is spliced from 2 exons. Lineage: Eukaryota; Metazoa; Chordata; Actinopteri; Perciformes; Percidae. The record is from RefSeq and is a predicted model, not a curated record. The annotation marks the transcript as partial.
AGGAAGUAUUCCUGUGAACUCACAAUCGACACAAACACAGCACACAGAAAACUCAAACUGUCUGACAACAACAGGAUGUUGACACGGGUAGAGGAGGGGGAUCAGCCAUAUCCUGAUCAUCCAGAGAGGUUUGACUUCUGGCCUCAGCUGCUGUGUAGAGAUGGUCUGACUGGUCGCUGUUACUGGGAGGUUGAGAGGAGAGGAGGAGUUGAUAUAUCAGUGACUUACAGAGGAAUCAGCAGGAGAGGAAACAGUAGAGACUGUGUGUUUGGGAUGAAUGAUCAGUCCUGGAGUCUGGAGUGCUCUGAACGUCGUUACUCUGUAAGUCACAAUAACAGAGAAACAAUCCUCCCUCUCUCCUCUUCUGUUUCUGGUAGGUUAGCAGUGUAUGUGGACUGUCCUGCUGGCUCUCUGUCCUUCUACUCAGUCUCCUCUGACUCACUGAUCCACCUCUACACCUUCAACACCACAUUCACUCAGCCUCUUUAUCCUGGGUUUGGGAUCUUUUCUUCUGGUGGCUCAAUGUCUCUGUGUCCUGUCGGGAAGGUUUAGGUUUAGGGUUCAGGUCCAGGUCUUCUGGUUCCUCAGUGUCUGUGUCCUGUCGGUAAGGUUUAGAUUUAGGGUUCAGGUACAGGUCUUUUGGUUCCUCAGUGUCUCUGUGUCCUGUGGGUAAGGUUUAGGGUUCAAGUCCAGGUCUUCUGGUCCCUCAGUGUCUCUGUGUCCUGUGGGUAAGGUUUAGGGUUCAAGUCCAGGUCUUCUGGUCCCUCAGUGUCUCUGUGUCCUGUGGGUAAGGUUUAGGGUUCAAGUCCAGGUCUUCUGGUCCCUCAGUGUCUCUGUGUCCUGUGUAGGGCGGAGAGUCUACUCCGGUCAGAGAAACCUUCUCACUGCUGAUCAGUUGAGUCUGUACAGGAUCACACUUUCAGCAGUCUUUCAGGUUAUUGUAAAAAAAAGAAUGAUCUAUUUACAAAAUAAUUCAGAAUGAUUGAACAGAUUCCUCGUUUACUUUGUAAACUUCUUUUAAGUCAAGUUCUAUUUGGUGGAAGCUGUGAUCAUGAAAUUGUGGAAAUAUCAUUUACUUUUCAUGUUUUGUUUUCUCUUUGGUCUCUUUUCACAAUAAAAGCAUGACGUUACUG